Cololabis saira (Pacific saury) is the source of this 755-nucleotide messenger RNA. It is a transcript of the gene cga, whose product is annotated as glycoprotein hormones, alpha polypeptide. Gene Ontology annotation, cellular component: follicle-stimulating hormone complex; extracellular region. The transcript is spliced from 4 exons. The record is from RefSeq and is a predicted model, not a curated record. Gene Ontology annotation, biological process: positive regulation of steroid biosynthetic process; thyroid hormone generation. Gene Ontology annotation, molecular function: follicle-stimulating hormone activity. The coding region runs from base 18 to 467 and encodes 149 amino acids. Lineage: Eukaryota; Metazoa; Chordata; Actinopteri; Beloniformes; Belonidae.
CGCUGGUAUAAAAUUAGAUGAGCUGUCGCAGAGGUUCUCAAUAUAAAGGAGUCCUGCACAGUACAAUGAAGGGGAAACUCACUCUCAACAUGACAUCUGCUACUACCACGAUGGGCUUAGUAAAAUCAGCUGGAGUGUCCCUCCUCCUGUUGUCUUUUCUACUUUCCAUAUCCGACUCUUAUCCCAACAUUGGCUCUUCAAACGUGGGCUGUGAUGAAUGCAGACCAAAGACCAUCCACCUUUUUUCAAGGGAAAAAGGGCCAGUUUACCAGUGUAUGGGCUGCUGCUUCUCCAGAGCGUACCCAACACCUCUCAGGGCCAUGAAGACGAUGACGGUUCCGAAAAACAUCACAUCAGAGGCAACAUGCUGUGUUGCCAAGCACAGCCAUGAGGUAAUCGUAGAAGGCUUCCCACUGAGAAACCAUACAGAGUGCCACUGCAGCACCUGUUAUUACCAUAAGAUAUGACUGAUGGGGACGUGUGACCACUCUGCAGCACUCAGCUCGCCAACAAAAGUUUCUCUUUUAAAUUGUACAAGCUCUUCUUUGUUUUAAAGUGUAUGAUCUUGGUAUUUUCAGAUAGUAUUUUCAUUUAGUCAUUCUGUCCCUGUUUUCUGUAACUGGCUUUUUUCAUUAAUUGUGGAUUCAAAAUAAAUUAUACUGUGCACCAACAUUGUGUUGUAUAUAAUUAUAAAUGCAUUGUUUUUAAGCUGAGGUUGCAGCUAGUUUAUUCAUCGUGACUUAUGCUGGACACAA